Molecule: messenger RNA, 2443 nt
Organism: Carcharodon carcharias (great white shark)
Lineage: Eukaryota; Metazoa; Chordata; Chondrichthyes; Lamniformes; Lamnidae
Gene: arl8
Product: ADP-ribosylation factor-like 8
Exons: 6
Coding region: 383-928 (181 amino acids)
Biological process (GO): vesicle-mediated transport; protein localization to Golgi membrane; intracellular protein transport
Cellular component (GO): trans-Golgi network; cytoplasm
Molecular function (GO): GTPase activity; GTP binding
Source: RefSeq, a predicted model, not a curated record
CUGGGGUUGGUGCUCGUGCACGUAGUGGAUGUGCGCCCGAGUUAACGGUCGGUGGGGUUUUUUUUUCCGGUCGGGCAGCGCUGCAGAGACCAGGUUGGCCGCUGCUAUGCCGGGCGUGGUGCGCUACCGGCGGCGGGAGGCGGAGGAGCCGCGCUAGCUGCCGGCAAGCCAAGCCAAGCCAAGCCAAGCCAGGGUGUGGUUUGCUGGGCAUCUGCAACUUGCAGCAGAGCCGGGGUGCCGGAGAGGAAUUAAAAGAAAGAGUGGCCGCCGGUUGCGGUGCAGGGUGGAGCUGGGGAAAGGCCAGGGCCGGGUCAGCGGCUGAGCUCCGCACCCCCCCCCCCCCCCCCGUCGCCAGGGUAAGGAAAGGUCGGACUGCAGACCAAUGGUAAUGGGGCUCCUCUUCACCAAACUGUGGAGCUUCUUUUGUGACCAAGAACAUAAAGUUAUAGUAGUUGGCUUGGACAAUGCUGGAAAGACCACAAUCCUUUAUCAAUUCUUGAUGAAUGAAGUUGUUCACACAUCACCUACAAUUGGAAGCAAUGUAGAGGAGAUAGUGGUCAAAAGUACACAUUUCUUAAUGUGGGAUAUUGGUGGGCAGGAUUCGCUGCGUUCAUCGUGGAAUACUUAUUACACCAACACUGAGUUUAUAAUUCUGGUUGUGGAUAGCACUGACAGAGAGAGAUUGUCAAUCACCAAGGAGGAACUGUAUAGGAUGCUGGCUCAUGAGGAUCUAAGGAAUGCUGCUGUACUUAUAUUUGCUAACAAGCAGGAUAAGAAGUGUUGCAUGUCUGCAGUCGAAAUUUCAAAAUUUCUUACACUAAGUGCUAUCAAGGACCAUCCAUGGCAUAUUCAAGCCUGCUGCGCCCUUACAGGAGAGGGGUUGUGUCAAGGUCUUGAAUGGAUGACAACUAAAGUUGGAGUAAGAUAAAGAUAUCACUCCAUAAAUAAGUUACCUUGUACCUGUGGCACUUAUGAAGCUGCAAACUACCAGCUGCAAUUUAAUGAAGUGAAUUAAAUGCUCCACUUGUGUUUUCUAUAACAUCAGUCAGCUCAAUACUGUGCACUGUCAAAUUCUGUGCAGCAAAGAUGCAGUGUUUGGUAGCAUUGCACAGACUUUUCAUGUUCCUAUCUUUACAGUACAGUGGUGGUAACUUUUUAAAAAAAAAACGCCUAUUUUCUUUUAUUGUAUUUAUGAAAACUAUAGAUAGUGGAUUAAAUGGAUAAUGUGCUUUUAGGUCACAGUUCUUUUCAUCUGCAUUUUUUUUAGGUCACUGAUAUCUUAUGCACUGUUUUGGUAUUGGACUGACUUUGUACCACAAAAUCAUGAAACUAAAGUAUCUCUGCAACUAAGACAAACUGGCAAAUUACAGACUAAACUGCAUACUUUUUAACAGCUGUAACUUAAUAUUACUAUCACUGAAUAAUUACAACAUAUGCGAGGGUACAGUGUGUUUGUUUUUGCUACUGGCUGCCACAUUUGGAAUGAUUUAAUAUUUCUCUUAGGGAAGUCUUAAAUUUUUUUCUGUUGAAUUAAUUAAAACAUUACAACAUUGCCAGUGUGAUGAAUUGACUAGAAUUUUAUAGGAAUUACUUUAGGAUUGAAUUGACUAACACAAAAUCUGGAUUCCUGGUGAACUAAUCACUGAUACAAUACCUUUAACUGAGCGCAUCAAUUACUAAGCUAACAGUAUUGAUAACUAUGUUGAUAAAUCUGGAAUGUACUUGAGAACUAACGCUAUCCAAUAUAAGUAAGUAAACGCUGCUACAGGGAAAAAAAUAUAAUGGGUCCAAUUCUCCUGUAAAAAGGAGCAAUGAUAUCUGCAUCUAAUAAGCUCUUAAACAAAUUAUAUACUAUUAAGCCAUCAUAGUUGAAUCUUAACCAGAAAUAAUAGCAAUGCCACCUUUUAGUCCAUUACCCAGUUGCCAGAAUUCCUGAAUAUUGGCUGACUGUUUCUUGUUCCUGUUAUAAAGGUUCUAGUGUGGCUCAUUGGGCAAACCCUGCAACAUUAACACAAGUUUAUGAUGCCUGGGAAGUCGGACUCAUCUGAUAUUAUUUUUAUUUGAAGAAUAUUAAAGGGACUUUUUUGCUACAAAAUGUGAGUUUGGCUCCUGAUUAAUUCACUAUGCAGCUGAGUCUGCAUUUACCUGUGGCAUUGGAUUGCUUUGUCUUCAAGGCAUUUCAUUUAGAUCUUAUACACCUGGAAUUAUGUCCUAAGCACUUAAAUUAUUUCUUGAUCAAAAUUUUUCAAAAUUUAUCAUGUGCAAGGGUGAUGCAGUGUUAGUAAUGUACACUUGUGAAGUCUUUGACAGACACCUCAGAAUUUAGGAUGAAAGCUUAAACUUUUGUAUAUUUUUGGCCAAUAGCUCUGUUCAGUUAUUUUUAAACCAUGUAUGUUUAUAACUUUGGGGGCGUUUUUUUGCCUUAUUAAAACAUAUUCCUGAA